UAAAUACAUACUUGUGGAUCUUCUUUUUCUCUUCAAAUAUUCGUAGUUCUUCAAUUUAAAGCAAUUAUACAAAGUUCACCAUCUUCUUUCAUUCUCUAUACACUACUCCAUAAUUCCUUUUAGUCGUUUUGGAGGAUUUCAACAUUUUCAAUGCAGUAAGAAACUCUUUUUCCCCGUUUUUCACCGUGGUCUCUCUCUUCACUUUUUCUUUUUCUUUAAUUUUUUUUCAAUUACAUUUUCCCUUCAAUUUUAAUAUGCUAUAUUCAUAAUCAAUGAUCAGCAAUUACUAGUACAAAUCAAAUAAAAGAAAAGUAGCAGUAAUGAGAUACUUCCUUCGAUCCUUACUAUAAAGUAUUUUGAUUUCGUCUUAGGUUAAUCUAUGAUGUCUUUUUAAUUGGAAAAAAAACCUUAAAUAUCAUAUAUUUUUACAUUCGUUAUAUUCUUCUAAUUAUUAUGAAAUAUUUUUAAAAUUUUUAUUCCAAUUAAAAAGACAUGAUGAAAAUUAUGACGAAAUCAAAAUGGAUUCUAAUAAGGACCGGAGUAAUUUAAUAAGGGAAUAACUAACUGAAUAUCCCAAACACUAUGCCGGUAUGCCCCGAGGAUUACCUCACCAUUCCAAAUUAGUACUACCAUUUUGCCAUUUUGCCACUAAUUUUGUCCCCUUGUGAACUCGCAGUCUCACACUGCCCCCCACACACACACACUCUCUCACACACACUCACACACUUGUUACACACGACGAAACCGCUGACGGUGACGUGAAAAGUAAACGGCAGCAACACUCAGCUUCCCCUCUCUCUCUCUCUCUCGCCUUGCGGCAUGGCGGAGCCGGAACAAACGGCGGUGUACGACAUAGAGUACAGAGUCGACGACGAUGACGCCUGGUACAGUGUUUCCGUGGCGUUGUCCGCUGACAAGGAGACGCUAUCCAUAGCUUUCGAAGGUCUCGCGGAACGCCAGAGCAUUUCCGCCGGCGAUUUCGAAACGGUCGCCGAGGUCGACGAGAUGUUCUUCAGGAAGUUCCGACCGGUGUCGAAGCAGCUUCAGGACUAUGAGUGCCAUAGAGUGAUCAAAGGCAUGACGGUCUGCGCUGCUCUGAGUUUCGGAAGUGAUGAUCUCCGAUUCUACGACGCGGUUGUGGAGGAAGUAAUUUCUAUUUCUUUUUUCCUAAACCUUCAUUUAUCCUUUUCGUCUAGGGUUUAAAUUUUCCUAGCCUUUUUUCAUUUAUCAUUUUGCAUGCAUAAGGGUGUCGAUUUUUUUUUUAAUUCUUAUUGUUUAUUUAAGGUAAAGAACAGGGGAGGUAGACUGGAUGGUUAUUUGUUUGAUUUCUUUAUGAAGGCUUCCCUUUUGCUUGGUAGGCAGUGGAGGCUGUGAGUAGAUUUUUUUAUUAUUAUCAUAAUUGUUAUUUUUUCCCCCCUUCACAUGGUUCACACAGGGGCCCCUUUCCCAGUAACCUGGUUCUCUUUUUAAACAAUUGAGCAGGGCCCUUUUCAGUUUUCACCAAUCUUAUAAUUGAAUUUACUUGAUUAUCUGUUAAGAUGUUAUUGGUUCUGGUAUCUUGACAUAAACAAUUGUCAUUUCAUGCCUUGGGGCCUUGGGGGUAGCUUCACUAGAUGAGAAGAUGAUCCAAAAAUGAGAGAAACAUGUUUAAGACUUGUUCUUAAGAGCCAAUUAAAUGCCCUAAUAAGCUUGUAAGAAAUAUAAAAUUAUUUAACUUCAUUAAAUUUUAACAGGGAGGAAAGAGGAAGUUCCUAUAGGAAAAGGGACAUGAUAUACUUGAACCUAAAAUAUUGCAUAAUUUAUGUUAAAACCUGCAUGAGAAUAUGUGUUUUGAACCAGAAUUCUUCAGAUAUGGUUUACACUUUACAUGGUCUAUUUGACAUAGUGGAAUAAAGGUUUAACUGAUGUAGUACUAUGUUGAGUUAUGGAUUUAUGAUUGAAAUUGAUAGUCAUCUUUGUUUCAGUGCUAUGCUUUGCCAAAGUGGGUGUUUCACAUUUUGUUUGAAGGAAAUUAGUUUCUGUUUGAAUUAUCCGUAAUAGCAGAUAAGAGCAUAUUAAGUUCAACAUGAUUAGGAGCAGUUGGAUGACUGUGAGCUUUUGUUUUGAGUAUAGCAAGAUUGAACUCGUGAAUGACACAUUUGGACUUCCCCCCAUUUUGUGCUAAACUUAAGAAGUUACUUAUUGGGAAUUAUAAUUAAACCCGUAAUUUGUUUUUCCAUUUUUGUCUAUCGUGUCUUCUACCGUCUUUGUUGCCUUGUUGAUUUUGAGAGGAUGCAUUCUUGAAAUGGAUAUUGCCAGGAAAUUUCCUUUUGACUAAAAAGGUAAAAAAGAUAGAGCUAUGUACAAUGAGGAGUUUAUUAUGUUGCUUUCAAGCAUCAUUCUUCCUGAUGUUAUUUCGUUUUCAACUGAAAGGUGGAACAUAAAAAACAUUCAUUUGCUGAUGGAGAAGAGGAAUGUUUGUGCUCUUUUAUGCUAUGCUGGCUUCAUGGCCCAAUGUCAGGCAGUAUGGCUUUGGGGAAAAUUGCUGGCAUUUGUGCUAUUCAAACUGCUGCUCUAAAUGACCCCAGAAUCACUACAUUCUCAAACUUGACAAAGGAAAGGAUACGAAAUGCUUGUUCAGAAUGUAAAUAUGGAGGACCAUCAAGCUGUAAAGAACACAUUAACCACUCUUCGGAUCAGAAAUCUGCAUCUAAAAGAAAAUUGCAGGAUAGUGAAGUAGAGAGUUUCAACCAGAAGGAAAGAAAAGAACUUGAUCUUGGUGUCCAUAUUGAUCCUGAUGAAGAUAUGGGAGGGUCUGACUCUGUAAAUUCUGGUGGUUGCUAUUUUCUGUUAAUUGACAACCUGGAGAAAGAUUUGUCCACAUCAGCAAUUAGCCAAUUCAUUCUUGGAAAUACUCUUGCUUCACCACGAGCGUACCUAUUCCCCCGUAAACCAUAUCUGGCCAGUCGUGCUGGAGCCAUAGCUUCAGAUUCUAAAGAGAAUAUAAGAAAAAUCCAUGACUUUUUGGUCCAUUCUGAACACUUAAUUGUGUCUGCAAGUGGAAGGCCUUGGGUUGUACAUGAUGAGGUGUUGGAUUCAUCAUGUGGGGAAAUCCUUGGAGGCUUACUCUCCCGAUCACAGGAUCAAUUUCAAUGGCCAAGCCUGAAGCAAGAGUUGAAAGUUGUGUAUUCAGGAACUGAAGCGUACAACACAGCAAAGCAAUUACGGGAUCUGUUUGUGGACUUUCUGCAUCAUGAGCAACUGCUUUACGAGAGAUUAGUUUUAAAAGAGACAGAGAUUCUAAAGUCCUCUCAAACAGGGCAGGCAAUCACAUCUACGUAUGUUUGCUACUCUGUAAUAUAUAUCUUUUAAGCUAAUUAAUGCAUUGAGAUAAGUUCUUUCAGGAUGAGGCAUGUGAUAGUGUCAACAUGAAGUUUACUAAGUGAUAAUCGCUGUUUUCUUAAAUUUAAGGAUCAUUGAGAAAUCUUGUCAUGAGAUAUGACACGUACAGCAGACUCCUCAUGGUGGAAUAGCGCAUAACUCUUUGUUGCUGUUUCAUUUUUUUUCUUUCUUUGAGGCAUGAAACCUAGGCAGUCACUCUUGAAUUUAAUGAUUUCAUUCGGUGUUUACAGGUGACGAUUUUUGAAAAAGGGACUGUCUGUUACGCAUUACAAGGAGGUCGUUUCCAUGUUUUGAGAAUUUCUGCAGUGGAUUGUAAGAGGAGCAGUUUUUGCUGUCACUUUGGUGCAAAACUUUGUGGUUGCAGCCUCCUUUUUGAGUUGAACAGCAUGACACAGAAUGUGUCCGCUAAUUCAAGUUAGAGUUUCUAAUGUAUAGUUACUGAUCAUCCUGUCGUCACUGUCAUCUAAUUGAAAGUUGAUUCUAGAAUUUUGUUACAAGCAGGAUUGCUCUCCUCGAUCGCUUGAAUUUUGAGGUUAAACAUUAUAAUGUUUUCUGAAAACCCAAAAUUUGAAAGCAUCCUCUUUGCAUUAGCAGUGUAAUGCAGCAGACUCGUGAUGCGGCAUGUUAUCAGCA
Oldenlandia corymbosa var. corymbosa is the source of this 4014-nucleotide messenger RNA. NCBI's taxonomy places the organism in Eukaryota, Viridiplantae, Streptophyta, Magnoliopsida, Gentianales, Rubiaceae. The record is from the annotation of a GenBank genome assembly.